GUUUGAAACAACACUGCUGUCCAAGGUCAACUCAGGUUGCUAAUGCAAGGCUGGAACAAUGUUUGCCAGCACGUUCUUUAAAUCAAGACUUAGAAUUUCUUCGCGCCACCUGAUGGAUGAAAGUGUUAUAUGGGAUAACCUCCCAAACAACAAUCAUAGCAUAAUUUGAGCUCCAAGAAAUCAAAUAAAGAAAUGCACAUGGUUUUCAGUGGAAAUUUAAGUCAAAGGUUGUUUUUUGCGACCGUUGCAAUCAUCUCUUUCACUGGAAAUGUCUUCUUUAUUGCGAUUAUCAUACGCAAUAGAAAACUACUGAGAAAAGCUUAUCACAAAAUAAUACUGAGCUUGGCUAUCACCGAUAUGAUGACAGGAAUUUUUCUUGUCUUAACACCAGAAUAUAUAAUUGGUCAAAAACCAGCUUUGUCAAGGAAGAAUGUUGGCUCUGCGAUGUUUUGCUACGUCAUAGGAAAUCAAUAUCUUGUAUUUACUUUCGGAAUCGUUUCCUUGUAUACGGUUACGUUACUCGCAGUGGAGCGCUGGUUUGCUGUAUUUCGACCCUUCGAACAUCGAACAACUUUUAGAAUUCACAAAGUACAACAGUAUCUGAUUAUUAUUUGGAUUGCUUCCUUUGCUGCUAACAGCACUCACAUCAUAGAGACCAAGUAUUUUCUUGACAAUGUCAAUAUAACUGAACGCUGCGUGUUCCAAGGAGUAGCCAGCAGAGAGGUUAGAGUUAUCAUAGGAGUUGCAGAGAUUUUUUUAAAAUUUCUAAUACCAGUUUUAGUCUUGCUGGUGUCUUUCAUUCACCUUUAUCGUUUCAUGAAAGAUUCACAUGUUACAGCAAUAACUCGUCCAAGCAAUUACAUUGCUCUUACACGAGUCACACUCAUGGCUGCCGUAACAUCGUUAGUGAUGGUGCUGUGUUGGUUCCCCAAUCAACUUGUUUACUUACUAUUCAAGCUUGAAGUUGUGCAACUGAAUACCCCAUUGCACAAAGCAACAGUUAUUGUUUGCAUGUUCAACUCAUGUUUGAACCCUUGCAUAUUUCUGUUAAGUAACAAAUUAUACAGAAAAAAGGCAAAAGAACUACUUCCCAGGUGCAGAGGAUCUGUAAAGGACUUCGACUUAUCAUCGACAGAAUCAAAGAAGGUGGUUCAGUCUGUUGUAUCCCUCAAGUUUCUCAGGGGAAAUUUCCUGUAAGAGUAGAACAUGGAGAUAUUUGAUACUUUGUUAGGCGUAAACAUUCGUAGACCGAUAGGAUUCCUUGCGUUACAGCGUUGAAGCCUUUGCGGCAUAGAGGGCUAUAAACCUAGAGACUCGCUAUUAACUUUUAUACAUUGAAUGACGAUGCGUGUCCUUCUCACGGAUUAUGACGGAAACUACAAACAAAAGUGUAAACGCGUAAUGAGCUUUAUCAGUAAUAUGAUAUACAUAAAAUUUCAGCAGCCUGGCACUUAAAAAAUUAAAAAUCAUCAUUUAAAGAUGGUCUUACUGUAAGCGUUUAGACUUCCAUUUUGAUCUUUAGCUGUCGUUGGAGAUUCAGUCUUGACAAAAAAUAUGAGCAAUAGCCUGUUAGAUCAUUAGAACCUAAAUGUGUACAUUUGUAACUGUGCAUACAAAAUCAAAAUUGUUGUUCUUAGGGCCGUAGUUGAAAAUAACAAAUCUUUAUGUGGAUUUAAGUUGUAAA
This is a messenger RNA of Stylophora pistillata, 1684 nucleotides long. RefSeq names its product galanin receptor 2a-like. Gene Ontology annotation, cellular component: membrane. Gene Ontology annotation, molecular function: G protein-coupled receptor activity. The record is from RefSeq and is a predicted model, not a curated record. Lineage: Eukaryota; Metazoa; Cnidaria; Anthozoa; Scleractinia; Pocilloporidae. Gene Ontology annotation, biological process: G protein-coupled receptor signaling pathway.